CAUAUAAGAUGCCGUCACCUGUCGGUGCACGUUGAUAAAUGAGACACACCAUGGUAGAAAAACUCUGAUCUUCUUCUGAAAACCUCUCCCAGCCAGCCAGCCAGCCAGCCAGCCAGCCAGCCAGGUCCAAAGAAACAAACCUCUCUGUCCUUCUCUUUGACACGGACUGUGUUAUAAAUAUCUGUGGUGAUUGUUGAGAGUGAAAAAAAAACAAUUCACAGAGAAAGAAAGUGAAAGGUCUGGCCGGGUUAAAGAGCAUAGCUGUGAGAGUUGUUGGCGGGUUCAGUAGGAGAAGGAAAGCGAAAAGGAAAAUUAAAGUAGAAGAUAAGUUGGUGGAUAUGCUGCAUAAGAUGAUCUUCCCUGUUAGAAGAGUUUGGCUUGCUGUUUCUGCUCGUCUCAGAGCUCGCAAAAAUGGUGCUGGUCUUCUGGAGCUUCACAAUGAUGUACAGACCUGUGGAUAUGAAGAUGUGCAAGUGAUGUGGGAAAUACUAAGGAGAUCGGAAUCUGAGCUGAUGGCAAGUCUUCCAAAGCGCAAGCAACGGCCUUUUUGGAGAGUUUUUGUUUGGUCUAACCACGGUGCAGCCUCAUCCUUCUCUGCAAAUCAUUCCUGAUAAAGGACUCCUGCUUGAUCAAGAAUAAUAUGCUGCCUUUGUCUUGCAACUUGACAUGGGGCAUUCAUAGUUUUACUAUCCAACGGCCGUCAUUGCAGUAGCAUGGUACAGAGCUGUUGCAGGGGUAUCCAAAUCAGUAUAUAAGAUAUGAGCCUUCUGUACAUACACAAUGUUUUGUCAUAACCCACAACCAUAAAUGAAAUAACUUCCUCGAUGAGCUUCAGUUUA
Molecule: messenger RNA, 839 nt
Organism: Populus nigra (black poplar)
Lineage: Eukaryota; Viridiplantae; Streptophyta; Magnoliopsida; Malpighiales; Salicaceae
Exons: 2
Coding region: 339-611 (90 amino acids)
Source: RefSeq, a predicted model, not a curated record